Diversispora eburnea is the source of this 975-nucleotide messenger RNA. The record is from the annotation of a GenBank genome assembly. NCBI's taxonomy places the organism in Eukaryota, Fungi, Glomeromycota, Glomeromycetes, Diversisporales, Diversisporaceae.
AUGCCUCAUAAGAAUAUUCUUGAUUAUGAUAUUUUCUCAAAACUUCCCAAUGAAAUUUAUUAUAAAAUACUCGCAAACAUCGAAGCAACGGAUCUCCUUGCUAUAACUUUGGCGAGCAAAAGAAUUUAUCAAAUAUUAAAAAAUGAUGAUUACGUUUGGCACUUGAUGUGUAAAAAUCAAUAUCCCAAGAAAAGGAUAUUAGAAGUUAAAGAAAAUAUGAUUUCAGAUAUAGCUACGAAGAAAGAAUUAAAAGAUAUUGAAAGAAAAAGAAACGAAAAAAGAAAUUCGACGACCAACGUAAGAAAAAGAGAAGAAAAGAAAGAAGAUGGAUUUACAUAUGGAUUUGAAGGAGAUAGUAGUAAUGAAUAUAAUGAAGAAUAUUGUAAUGGAGAAGAAUUUAGUGAAGGAGAAGAAAUUGAAGAACAAGAAGAAAAAGAAAAAGAAUAUUGUGAUGAACAGAAUGAAAUGAAUUCUCAAAAAAAUAUUAUUACUUGGAAAGAUUUGUAUAAAUAUUUAUCUAAUCCUAUCGUCUACAUGGCUAAAGAAAGAGAAAUUUGUUGGUUAGAUUGUUCCGAAGCACCAUUUAAUAGGCAUCAUUGGAGUACCGUAAUUUAUCCUGAAAGUGAAUGUGGAAAAGUUGUUUGCCUUAAUUACGUCUGGUUGUUUAAAAAUUAUCAAGAUCAAGAAGGAAAUGAAAAAGAAGAAAGAAAAGAAGAAAGAAAAGAAGAAAGUGAAAAAUUAAUAUCAGUAAAGGCCGAACUUUCCAGUCCAAAUUUAUUUAAAGAAAUUUCAUUAAAAAAUGAUUGGGUGGAACAUCAAUUAUAUCAUCAAAUUGUUAUUCCGGAGAUAAGAAAUAAUAAUGAUGGAAAAAAUUAUUGGUAUAAUGUUGAAUGCAAGAUAUCAAAUAAUGAUCGAUAUCAGAAGAGAGGUUUGUGGAUUGAUUAUGUUAAAUUAAGACAUCGCAAAAAACAAUGA